Messenger RNA from Hypoxylon fragiforme, 1818 nucleotides. RefSeq lists its product as uncharacterized. Lineage: Eukaryota; Fungi; Ascomycota; Sordariomycetes; Xylariales; Hypoxylaceae. The transcript has a single exon. The record is from RefSeq and is a predicted model, not a curated record. The coding region runs from base 377 to 1135 and encodes 252 amino acids.
AAAAGCGCACCCAAAAGACAAAGGUAGAUGGCUAGCUUACUAAUAUCUUAUUGUAGCCUACAUCAUCAUUAUCGUGGACAGAUUGUGCUAACAUUUAUUGAUUACGCAGACCUGGAAAUCUGUCUUUCUAGUGCUCCGGCCCAGCGAGCUCUACAUCUACAAAUCGGAUAAGGAGAGCAAGCUUCGCCAUAAGAUCUAUACCUCGGAGCUCUCGGCCGUCACGCUUCUUAAGGAUCCCAAGAACAAGCGCCAUAAUCUCUUCGGUCUGUUCUCGCCGUCGCGAAACUUCCAUCUUGAGGCACCAACUCUAAAGGAUGCUCAAGAAUGGGUCGACUUGAUUAGAAAGGACGGUAGAAUUGAGGAAGAGGAGGAGGAGAUGUUCUUAGCAAGUGCCGUUGUGCGCCGACAAACCUUUGCCCCUAUUAGCAUGGCUCCAAAUAGCUCGGGAUCCACAAAGACCCGACAGCCGGACAUCGAGAGGCCGCUAUCAAGUUCUCCCUCGUCUACUGAACCCCCUUCAUCUCGAUCUCUGACGUCAGCAACGAGAAGAUUCUCCCAUAAUGACUACUCCGGGAUGUCCGCAAACGAACUGGCUUCGCAUUCCGAUUUCUCCGACAAUGAUGGCCCACGAGCUCAUGGGGCUUCCAUUGACAGCUUCACGGCUCGUUCUCCCGGCAUAUCUGGUUUGCAGCUAGAUUCUAGCUCGAAAGAUCGCCCAAGCCUAGUCAACAGAAAUGCUAGCCAACUAAGUGGCCUGAAUCUCGAGAAUGACCCGGAUCGCAUCGUUUGGCAAGGCUGGCUCUGGCUCCUGAACAGCAAGCGUGGCGUGAAGCAGUGGAAGAAUCGCUGGGCAGUGCUACGGCCGCGAAACAUUAUUCUCUACAAGGACGAAUCGGAGUAUAAGGCCUCCUUCAUCCUGGGUCUCGCGGUUAUUGUUAACGUCGUGGAUAUCAACCCGAUUAGCAAGAGCAAACUGCAUUGCUUCCAAAUCAUCACGGAUGAAAAGAGUUACCGUUUCUGCGCUCACGACGAAGAAACACUGCUGUAUUGCCUAGGUGCCUUCAAGAGCAUCCUUUCGAAGCGCAGAGAGCUGGAAGCACGCGCAGCUGCCUCAGGGAACGUGGCGACCCAGUGAGCAGGCUAACAAGCUAGCAAGCAAGCAUACAUGGAUGAUCUUGCCAGCAAGUCAUUGUUUUUCGUGAUACCCUAGGAGUCAAUAUUGGUGGGACCGCAUUCGGAACGUGGGACGGUCAAAAGGCACGAUGGCGUGAGACUUGUCUCUGCGGUGUGCUACGGGGCUAGGAGUAUAUUAUUGUUGUUGAACUUCGUACAGGUAACGGGGGGUUUUGCUGGAUUGCUUACCCUUUCACGACCGGUUUACGAUACAAAAAGCAACAUUUUUUUUCCCUUCCCGUGUAUUACGCAUGUAUAAUUGCGUUAUGAUAAUGACGGAGACAGAUACAGAGUUGUACAGUUUAAUAAUACCUACACUACCAUUAGACUUUGUAAUCCAUAGCCAUACGCUAAUUUAAUGAUUCUGUAUUCCUUAUCCACAUGCCUAGGUUAGUGUACUAGGUUAAGUAUAUAAGAAUGAUGAACGUCCUCAGUAAGAUCUACACCUGAUGACUAGCUAAUAACUAGUAGCUACCUACCUAGGUAGAGAGCUAGCUUCAAAGUUCAUACUUAAUCGUGGUCAUACAAGGUACAGAGGGAUUCUGGUGUUGCGGCGCAUUCAGCCCAUUGUGGCAGGUUAGUUAUCUCACGCCGAGUCGACUGAGGAUGUUCGGUAUUCCGUUUGGAGACGUUUGGAGAUUUGGA